This is a messenger RNA of Labrus mixtus (cuckoo wrasse), 8131 nucleotides long. RefSeq names its product teashirt homolog 1-like. The coding region runs from base 3287 to 6817 and encodes 1176 amino acids. Gene Ontology annotation, biological process: regulation of transcription by RNA polymerase II. Gene Ontology annotation, molecular function: DNA binding; DNA-binding transcription factor activity, RNA polymerase II-specific. The record is from RefSeq and is a predicted model, not a curated record. Lineage: Eukaryota; Metazoa; Chordata; Actinopteri; Labriformes; Labridae. The transcript has 2 exons. Gene Ontology annotation, cellular component: nucleus.
ACACACACAACACUCCUGGUGUCUCAACCAGGAAGCAAAAAGAGAAAAAAAGUUGUGGAUUAUGGUGGAAAAUCACCUUAUUUUAUGUAAAGGGAAGGUACUAAAAGCAGAUGAAAGGAGAGAGUGUAUGUUGAAUAGAUCAGAGGGAAAAUCUACUCAAACACUCCUUUUUUAAUCAGGUGUUUGAUUCCCCUCGUCUGCCUUUUCUUCAUAGAGAGACACAUUGAGGGUUUUCUCGGGCUUCCACAUCCAAAUUCUCCCCACAUUCACUGUAAGAAUCAGCCCAGUAAUGAAAUCAAUAUCCACUGCUGGAGGGGAGUAUUAUAUUUGCAAUGUGACCAACUGAUAAAACCAGGUCUUGGCAGACGACCGACAAGGUUGACUUCUAGUGGUUUGGAUUUGGACUCCCCCCUUUUUUUUCUCCCUUGUCUCCCUGCAGCCUUUAAACAAAUGUAAAUGAGUGACAGGGGUUUCUACCUCUGUGCUAAUGAGGCCGGGCCUUUGAAGUUAGGCAUUAACAACUGCAGUGAACAAAAGACAGUUACAGAAUUUUAAAGAGAUUCUGAAAUAUGAGGUGCAAAGCGGGUCGAACAGGAGGGCCAGCAUACGAAGACUUUGAACUCAGCAGGUUUUUAUCAUUGAAAGCGGGGAGCUGGUGGAGAUGAUGGUGGUGGUGGUGGUGAUGAGGAGGAGGAUGAGAAGGAGUGUAGGAUGGAGAACAUUCAACCGGUGCUCACUUUCCACUUCUUUCUUUCCUGUUUCGCCUUUCUAGCAAAGUACUUUUUGCAUAAUUUUUGGCCCACACUUGUCAGAACAGUCCCAGGGUUAAGAUGUUAAGCCUCACUGUACUUUCUUUUGAAUGUGUGUGUGUGUGUGUGUGUGUGUGUGUGAUUGUGAUUGUGGUUGUUUGGUCUAAAUUGUCCUGUCAAAGAGGUUAGCCACGGUUCGAGCCAAGUGACUCCCGUUAGGUUCCUGCAUGUAGAUGGAGGCAUGAAAACAUGACAUCUCUGUGACCCCCUCCCUCUCCUCCCUUUUAUUUUACAACACACACACACACACACAUCAUUGAUCCAUUCCACUGUCCACUGAGUGCCAUGCGCAUCAUGGGUUGUAAUGGUCAAUCACAGUUUGGCAGUUGGGAUGCUUUCCAUUCUUCCAUGAACAUGACAGUCAGUCAGAGAUAACGCCCUCCACUCCAUGCUCCCAAUAACAACAAAGCACACACACAUGUACACACACGCUAGGCUAGCCUGAUGCUCCACUGGGAGCUGGUACUGACCUGUGGCUCUCUCACUCUGCUGCUGCUCACAUGAGGAAAUUGCUCAUGGUGUGACUGAGCAUGGAAAUCAGAGCUCAGACAAUUAAAACAACAAAAGCAGACUUGUCUCGACAGGUUUCUCUUUUUUUUAAUUUCCCGCUACCUUCUUGAAGAACAUAUUUUUUUUACAUUACUGUUGUUUGAGAGUGUCAAGGCCAAAUCCUCCACAAAAAAUAUCCAGCAACCAAAUAAAUAAAAAAUCACAAUUGCGGAGUUUGGCGAUACAUUUUGAUACAUUUAAAGGGUGAAGUGUCAUAAAGGCUGCAUAUUAUUUAAUGACUGUCAUGGAUUUGCAGUAUAAUACACAACUGUAAAAAAAAUAGUUUGCCUUAUUUUUCGCUAAAUGUUAAUUUGUCUUAAGAUUUUAGAGGAAAUUUGACUUAUGUUAUAUGAAUAAAAAAAUAUUUAGACACUUCCUAUUUUUUUUACUCAAGCAACAUUUCCCUUAAAUGAUUUUAAAAAGUAUUUUUUAUCACAAAGUUUGGGAGUGUGUGUAAAUGUGGUUCUAGUUAUCCACAAAAAAUAGGCGAGACACAAUAAAUGUAUUUAAUGGAUAAAACUUAUACGGCUGCCAUUCAAGUUUAAAAAGUGUUUCAUAGUUUUUCCCUCUUAAGAAACUUAAGAAAUGCAAACAGUACAGACGAGAUUGAAAAAAAACUUUUUCAAAACUGCUUAGGAAAGCGUGUAAAAAUAUAUACAUCUGUUAUUCCUUUUGUCAGCGAUGUUUCCGAGCGUUUAUCGUGCACAGAUGAAUGCUCCUGUGUGGGUUAUUACACUUGUAGCCUCACCUCAUCACUCGUUUGAAAAGUGGAGGGGGGAAGGCAGGAACAAUUAAAAGUCAGGAUGGAGUGACGCCGUCUUUCAUCCCAGACAGGCUUAGAAAGUCUCACUAGAGGAAGACGAGGAGGAAGAGCAGAUAAGAUAGUCGCUCUUAUAUCUGUGGUUAAUUAUAAGAAAGACUGUGUGUGUGUGUGUGUGUGUGUGUGUGUGUGUGUGCGUAUGGAUGGGGGUGGUGGGGAUGAGCUUCCUUCCCGUUGGCUUCAUUAGAGAGCCCUAAUUAUCUGUGGAGCUGAUGGAUUUGUGACAGGCCCUAACGAUUAAUGCUGACAAAUUCAGUAAGGUGUCAAGUCCGCAGCUGCCUUGAUGUAAUCAAGUUGAUAUUAUACAGUCCCCAUUGCCCCUAGUGCAGCACCAACUCAAUUUGCCUGUGCAGGUGACAAAUGGACUUUGCUACCUGACUAAUCACGUCAGGAGACAAUGCCAGUUAAUGACCUCGGUAAGCUCCCUCCACCCCCACCCUUAUAACCUUGUAAUAAGCAAACCCCGACCUGCAGCUGCAGCACCUCGCAACCUCUCCCCCCCGGGUUUUCCCUUUAUUUUACUUCCUUUUAUUUUGUGCUUUAAUUUCUUCAAUUAAACUGCUUCAUUUUGCAGAGGCAGCACCGUACUCCCUUUAAAGUUUUUCUUCUAUUUUCCUGUUGUUGCAAAAAAAUUUCUCAACUGUUGCAAAAGAUUCAUUUGCUUUUUUUUAUCGUAAUGACACGGCUCAAGCCUGCUAUAAAAACUUGACGUAUUAGCACUUCAAAACAAUCCCAGCAACCAAACACACACAGCCAGUUGGAGUUUUAACACUUUAGCAUGUGUUGCAGCCUUGCUAGUAAAUCUCCAACACAUCAUAACACGCUCUCCAUAUACUUUUUCUUGAACGUCCUCCCAGCUCUGUGCUGCUGUGUAGCCGCCAGGCUGAAGGCCUCCGGUUUAUUCCGAGCUGGAGAAUCACAGUGCCCGGGGAUUAAUGAUUUUGCAUGCCCGGGGUGGCUAAGAUUACACAGCGACCUUUGUGCUCUUACUUGACGAUGCUGUUAUGUGAUAUUCUCCUCUCGAAAUAAUCAGCAUGCUGAGAUUUAUGUGCCUCUCUACCCUUCUGUCUGCACCGCCGUCCUGAGGAGUGUAUAGCCUCAAGCAUACAUGCCCGAAGACGAGCUUAAGGUAGCUGGUCAAGAUGGGGAAGAGCACCUGCAGGAUGAUGGCCUCUCAUUAGACGGACAGGACAAUGAGUUCCUGUGCAACGAGGAGGAGGAAGACGCAGAUGCAGAUGGAGGCCAACCACCCAGUUACAGAGACUCUCCACUCAGCAAUGGCACCAACCCUGAUGCUGGAUAUGGGUCUCCACUCAGCGAUGCCAGUGACAGACUUACAGACUUCAAGAGCACCCCUUCCAGGGACGCUCAGGAGAGGGAAGGCUCUGCUUUGCCCUCCCGGCCCAACAACGGCCUCUCUUUCCAGGACAGCCUGGCACAGAUGAAAGCCGUCUAUGCAAACCUCAUCUCAGAUGCCUCUUGGUCUAGUAUCACAAUGGACAUCAUGAAAGCCAAGCCUGUAGCAGCUGGCAGUGUCAACAGUGCCCUCGCCACUCCCGAGCCAACCUCCACCGCUUCUGUCUCCACAACCACAACCACAAACAAGAGCAGCAUUGUAAACAUGGCUAGCAGUCACCAUAACGGCAGGAGUUCUGGCACCACUGUCAACCACACAGGCAACACAAGUGGCAAUACUAAUGGCACAGCAGCUUGCUCUGUUAGCAGCCACAGUGCAACCAGCAACAGUGGGAACAGCAGUGGCGGGGCUAGUAAUGGUAGUGGUGUAGCUUACGACUGGCACCAAGCAGCCCUCGCUAAAACUCUCCAGCAGACUCCCUACCACCUUUUACCCGAGCCUAGCCUCUUUAGCACAGUGCAGCUCUACCGGCAGAACAACAAGCUGUAUGGCUCUGUUUUUACUGGUGCUAGCAAGUUUCGCUGCAAAGACUGCAGCGCUGCUUAUGACACGCUGGUGGGUUUGACGGUCCACAUGAAUGAGACGGGACACUACCGAGAUGACAAUAAGGACAAAGAGGAGGAGCAGGGGAAGCGCUGGUCCAAACCUCGCAAGCGCUCUCUGAUGGAGAUGGAGGGCAAAGAGGAUGCCCAGAAGGUCCUGAAGUGCAUGUACUGUGGCCACUCAUUUGAAUCUCUUCAAGAUCUCAGUGUUCAUAUGAUCAAGACCAAGCAUUACCAGAAAGUGCCUCUCAAAGAACCAGUGCCAGCCCUGGCCACUAAACUGGUAUCCACUUCAGCUAAAAAACGAGCUCUCCAAGAUGCCAUAGUGUCUCCAUGCUCCCCAGACUCUAUCCAUGCUGGUAGCUGUGGUGGAAGUGUAUCUCUUGGGGAUGUUGGCAAAGAUUCAAAAGCUGCAGCUAACCCCUAUGUUACGCCAAACAACCGCUAUGGCUAUCAGAACGGGGCCAGCUACACAUGGCAGUUUGAAGCUCGUAAAGCCCAGAUCCUCAAAUGCAUGGAGUGCGGGAGCUCCCAUGAUACACUGCAGCAGCUGACUGCCCACAUGAUGGUCACAGGUCACUUUUUGAAGGUAACACAUUCUGCAUCCAAGAAGGGCAAACAGCUGGUUUUUGACCCAGUGGUGGAGGAAAAGAUUCAGUCCAUUCCACUUCCACCCACUACCACCAGACUCCCUGUUCCCACUAGUGUUAAGUCCCAGCCAGUGUCCCCCGCCCUCUCCUCUGCCUCAGAGGAAAAGAGGGACUUGGCUGAGGAUGAAAAGGUUGAAGGUGGUGAGCCAUUUGAGAAAAAAAUCAAAGAGGAGAAAGAUGAUUCAGGUGAGAAUGACACUACAUCAUAUAAAUACCUUAGAGAAGAAGAUUUGGAGGAGGCACCAAAAGAGGGUUUGGAUAUUCUUAAAUCCCUGGAGAACACAGUAUCCAGUGCAAUUAGCAAGGCCCAGACGGGCACACCCACAUGGGGUGGCUAUCCCAGCAUUCAUGCAGCCUACCAGCUUCAGGGUGCCAUGAAGAGCUCAACUUCUAUCCUACCCCCUAUUGUCCAAAGUAUCCAGAUGCAGCCAAUGUUUAACAGUGGGCUACGAGGCCUAGUGGGUGACCCAAACUCAGUCAUCCACUCACCCCGGAGUCCUUCCUCCCCUACCCCGCUCAGGAGUAAUGUCACUGCCAUGGAGGAGCUAGUGGAGAAAGUAACAGGCAAAGCUGCCACUGUGAAGAAGGAAAAGGAGGAGAAGAUGGUGAGUCUGGAACGAUGCCGGCCGCCAUCUUUAGUCAAAUCGCCCUCUCCUGCACUGAGAGAGCAGAGAGAGCAUUUAGCAUCUCCAAAUGACCUGUCUGUAGGUAAACUGUCUGGUAUGAGAAGUAGCAGCCCAGGCAGUGUAGAUUCGGAGCUCAUCUGCAAGAGAGAGCCCAAAGAGAGCCUAGUAGACGGCCACAACAACCAUUCAAAGAACAGCUCUGAGGCCUGCCAGUCCCCUGUAACUAAUGGCAACAGUCUUGGCAUCAUCACUGAUCACUCACCAGAAAGUCCUUUCAUCAAUCCUCUCAGUGCACUCCAGUCAAUCAUGAAUACACACCUGGGUAAGGCCUCCAAACCAGUAAGCCCAGCUGCAGAUCCACUGUCGAUGCUUUACAAGAUCAGCAACAGCAUGAUGGAUAAGCCGGCUUUCAACCCAACUCCUCAGGGCAAGCCAGCUGAGCCCAUCAAUCACUACCAGUUGUAUGAAAACAGUGACCAGCCCAUAGACCUUAGUAAAAAUAAGUCUACCGAAAACACAAACAGUAAUAAUAAUAACAACAACAACAACAACAGUGUGCUCAACAAUAGUGUAAAUGGUAACAAACCUAUUAUUUCCCUCCCUGAUUCAGUCUCCUCUCCCCUGAGAGAGAACGCCCUAAUGGACAUUUCAGAUAUGGUCAAAAACCUGACUGGAAGACUGACGCCCAAAUCCUCAACUCCGUCCUCCAUCUCAGAGAAGUCGGAUGCCGAUGGCAGUGCGUUCGAGGACGCCCUGGAGGAUCUGUCCCCAGUGCAGAAGAGAAAAGGGAGGCAAUCCAACUGGAAUCCCCAGCACCUCCUCAUCCUCCAGGCACAGUUUGCCUCCAGCCUGAGGGAGACCUCAGAAGGCCGCUACGCCAUGACGGACCUAGGUCCCCAGGAAAGGGUCCACAUAUGUAAGUUCACAGGCCUCUCCAUGACUACCAUAUCCCACUGGCUGGCUAAUGUCAAGUACCAGCUGAGACGGACUGGGGGCACCAAGUUCCUCAAAAACAUGGACUCAUGCCAGCCUGUUUUUCUUUGUGGUGACUGUGCCUCCCAGUUCAGGACUCCCUCCUCCUACAUCGGCCACCUGGAGUCUCACCUGGGCUUCAGCUUGAAGGACCUGUCCAAACUGUCAGCUGAGCACCUACGGGAGCAGCAGGCUGCCUCAAAGGUGAUCACAGACAAAAUGACAUUCGGCAGCCCCCUGUCAGCCUUGACCACGACAGAGGACGACACAGGCUCUGUGUACCAGUGCAGACUGUGCAAUCGGACAUUCGUCAGCAAACAUGCAGUCAAACUGCACCUCAGCAAGACCCACGGCAAGUCUCCAGAGGACCACCUGGUGUUUGUCACUGCUUUGGAGAAAUUGGAGAAGCUAGACAAGAUGGAGAAAGUUUAAGUGGGGUCUCAAGCUGAGGUUAGAGACUGACAGCUGUGGAACUGAUUAGAAAUUCAUUGCACUAAAUGACAUUGUUCACAGUUACUGCACUGGGCCGAACUGAGCCGCCAGAAAAAAAAAAUCGGUCUUAUUUUUUAUUUUUAUUUUUUGUUGUUGUGAUAACUGCCUGACUGGACCAUGUCUUUUCAUGUCGAUUUGUUUUUGUUUUGCCAAGCUUUUUUUACACUUAUUUUGUAAUAUAUUUAUAUGCUAUUUGUCUGAUCUGUGCAUGUAUUUUAGUGAAUCAAGGUUAAACACAAGAUUUUAAUCUUUUGAUGGCAAAAAUACAACUACUGCUUCAAUGGUAAAAAGUGGCAAGUGGAAAGAGAACUGAUAGGAGAGAAAACUGUAUAAUACUUGAUAUGAAGAAGGUGAAAAUUAAAUGUAUACACCAAAAGAAUGAAAGAAUUACCCUGAAAGACUGAAGUAGCACCUUAGAGAGAUUCAUUUUGAAUUUGUAAAGAGAACAUGUUUUGAAGUAUCUUUCAAUAGCAUUUGUCAAAAUCAGAUUGAUUUAAAAGAUCAAAGUUGAUCAUUUCCCUCCUCUCCUUUUUUUGGUUCCUGUCACUGCAAUGUUUGAUGAAGAAUGGCCUGCUAAUAAAUCUGUCAGCGUAUUAGAAAAAAAAAGACCAUGUGAACAUUUCGAAAAACUGAAACGCUGCUUCUGGUUACGAGUAAAUCAGUGAAAAUGAAUGGCCGUCGGUAUGCAAGUUUGCUGAAAAAAAACGUUUCCUUGUUGUGAAGUAUCACCUUAUAGCAAUUUCCCAGUUGUAUGGUUUGUUACAACUUUCUCUUUCUAAAUUGUGUCGCUUUAUUCAACUGUAAAGAGAACAGUCCGUUACAUGUAAAUGAUUACCAGUGAAAUGUCAGUACUCCAUAAGACAUAUCUUACCAUUUGAAAAGGCUCAACAUUCUUUGUAUCUUAAGGUGUGUGCAUUCUCUAACUUUUAUAAUGUCAUUUUAUAUAGAAAAAUGGUCGAAAAUAAAUAAAAAACAGAUGGUGUACAUAGAUAUAUGCUGUAGAGCUACAAAAUGUCCUUUUUUAAAGAAAAUACAAAUUUAGCUUCUUUGGCUUGGUUUACAGAAAUGAUUUUAAUUAUCCUUGCAUCCGAUUUGAUGCAUGAAAUGGUGUGGAAAAUAAAUAAGCGAUGCACAAUGACUAUACAUUUCAAUGUUUUAUCAACAAUAUUGUAAAAAAAAGUUUUUAGCACCAAUUAGUUCGUUUCAUUUCUUUCUCAAUUGUAAAAUAAACCCCAAAGCAGUUGUUAAGUCAUA